Molecule: messenger RNA, 1317 nt
Organism: Botrytis byssoidea
Lineage: Eukaryota; Fungi; Ascomycota; Leotiomycetes; Helotiales; Sclerotiniaceae
Exons: 3
Coding region: 1-1317 (438 amino acids)
Source: RefSeq, a predicted model, not a curated record
AUGCUUCGAUUUAUUACUGAGUUUCAAAGAAAGCGGCUCGAAAGAAUAUCAACAGCUGUGACAGAUCAUGCUAUUGUCCAUGGGCACCAGCAAGCUUCGACUGGAACGGAAAAACCUCACAGGAAUCGUCUCUUUUUCUACAAAAUUAAGGCCGUCUCGAAGCAUUUAUUUUCAAAGGUUUCUAGUUCUUCAUUGAAUCAUGAGUUUGCCACAAAUACCACGAAUGCUGGCGAAUCAAAAGGUAAUGGAAAAGUUCUUCAUGACGGUGAGCCAUGGGAUGAAGAGGAAGAAGAAAGAACGUUCAAUAGAUUUCAAGACUUGCCAAUUGAACUUAGACUCGACAUUUUGGAAUUGUACCUCGAAGAACCACGCAUUACAACAUUGAAUUUCGUUUCAUCCGAUCUCCUACAUCAUGACCACAUGUAUGGAAAGCGCUUUCGUCUUACAUGCGGUUCCUUGCCCCCAAUCCUAUGUCUCAACCAUGAAUACCGGAACAUAUUUCUUGAUAGGUUCACCAAGCCAGGAAUGACAAGAUCGCGCACAACUUUGAGCAUCGAGGAUGCAUUAAAGAUAAUUGCUAAUGAGGAACGCAAUACCGCUUUACGUGAUUCAUUCACUGAUGGAUCUCCCAGUGCGUUUCCCAUAUAUUCAACGCGCACGUACAGAAACAUAAUUUACAACCCUGAAGAUAUCAUCUGGAUCCAAGGAGACUUUUGGCUCGACGAACUACGAAGAUCAGCACUUGCUCGCUCAGCUUUCCAUAAUCUGAAAUAUCUCGCCAUUCCAUACAGAACAAGACGAAAAUCUCUUUUCGACCUCGAAGACAUGCUAAGUUUCCUCAGCUGCAUCAUCUCGACGUUUGCAAAUAUUCAGGGCAUCAUGUUGGUACUAGAAGUCGAAGAUGUGGUACCGGAGAGACCAAUUUAUAAUGGCGAGAUACAUUUCUAUGCCCCAGAGAAAAUUCGAAUGGUUUCAAGUGUUCCCCAUGAUGUCUCUGUGAAAUCCCGGAAAUCUCUCUCUCGGUAUUGGAGAAAGGUAUUAGGCAAACCAGUUGCGUCGCCAGAAGUAGAACUACAUACUGAAUACUGGUCAGCAAGACGACUGGCAUCCGAUGCAUGGCUGAUACUCGACUUUAUCAAAUCGCGGGCUAUUGAAGCUGGGAACCGAGGUUUCUCUGUUUCUCCCUGGAAAGAUCCAAGCGAAGUAGAAAGAUGGGAAAUACCAUUUAUUCAAGUGGUCACUGCGGGUCUGAGUACGUCCAGAGGCGAAAGAGAUAUCAUUCCUACAAUCAGAAUAGAGGAUUGGAUCGAGGAAUAG